This is a messenger RNA of Cryphonectria parasitica EP155, 1560 nucleotides long. RefSeq lists its product as uncharacterized. Gene Ontology annotation, biological process: transsulfuration. Lineage: Eukaryota; Fungi; Ascomycota; Sordariomycetes; Diaporthales; Cryphonectriaceae. The transcript has 2 exons. Gene Ontology annotation, cellular component: cytoplasm. Gene Ontology annotation, molecular function: carbon-sulfur lyase activity; pyridoxal phosphate binding. Bases 1 to 1323 code for a protein of 440 amino acids. The record is from RefSeq and is a predicted model, not a curated record.
AUGACGACAGAAAGCACAAGCACACCGUCUCAUCCCUCCGGGCUCCCGGGCCACUCCUCCUCCUCCGGCCCUGGCUCUCUGGCCUCUCACUUUCCCAAUCGUGAGCUCGCCCUCUCCUCUCUCGCCGUCCACGCAGACGACUACAUCAAUUCGCACCGCGCCGUCGCGCCCCCGUUGCACACGUCCACCACCUUCCGGUACAAUGACAACCCUGACCUCCUCCGGUCGUGGGACAACGCCGACCCAGCCGCCCCCUUUGACUCGCACGUCUACAGCCGCGCCACGGCGCCCAACACGACGCGCCUCGAGGCUCUCCUGUCCGCCCUACUCGGCGGGCCCGCCAUCACCUAUGCCAGCGGCCUGGCUGCCUUCCACGCCCUGCUGGUCUUCCUCAACCCACGCCGCGUCGCCAUCAGUGGCGGCUAUCACGGCUGCCACGGCGUCGUCCGCCUCAUGUCUAAGCUCACGGGCCUGGAGCAGCUCGAGCUCGAAGACCCGGCCCAGCUGGCCCUCCUCAAGCCUGGCGACGUCAUUCACGUCGAGACCCCGCUCAACCCGACCGGUGAGGCCCGCGACCUCGAGCACUACGCCCGCCGUGCCCGUGAGCUGGGCUGCUACCUCACCGUCGACGCCACCUUUGCGCCCCCGCCCCUGCUCGACCCCUUCCGUUUCGGCGCCGACGUCAUCAUGCACAGCGGCACCAAGUACAUCGGUGGCCACAGCGACAUGCUCUGCGGCGUACUUGCCGUGCGUCCGGACCGCGCGCGUGAUGACGGCUGGGCCAAGGGCCUCCUGGACGAGCGGGUGUUCCUGGGCAGCGUGAUGGGCAGCCUGGAGGGCUGGCUGGGCGUGCGCAGUCUGCGGACGCUCGAGGUCCGUGUCGAGAGACAGAGCCACAGUGCCACGCAGCUGGUGGCGUGGCUCGACGCCGAGACGCGGCGGGAUGGCCAGGACGGCGGGGGCGUCGUAGCGCGCCUAGUCGACAAAGUCCAGCACGCCAGCCUGCAGCCCGAGGCGGCAGUCGAGGGGAGCUGGCUGCGGAGACAGAUGCCGCGGGGUUGGGGCCCCGUCUUCACCAUCGUCAUGAAGAGGGACGACGACGCACGCCGGCUGCCGAGCAAGCUGCACCUGUUUCACCACGCCACGAGCCUGGGCGGCGUCGAGAGCCUGAUCGAGUGGCGGGCCAUGUCAGACACGAGCAUGGCCAAAACCGUGUUGCGGGUGAGUAUCGGGGUCGAGGCGUGGGAGGAUCUGCGGGAGGAUCUUUUGCAGGGCUUCAAGGCGCUCCUGGGCGAGAACAGCACGUUCUCAGAAACUUCAUGAUCUGCCCGUUCAGCAGCAGGUUGGUAAGACCCUGCCUCAAUCGGCCCGCCAUCUCUUUCCGAGGAAAGUCGGUUUGCCGGCUUGUUUUACGACAUCAGGAGGAGAUAUGCACAAUGCAAGGGAGGCUGCAGGGCUGCCACUUGAAGAACGGUUGCGUGGCCUUUUCAGAAAUCAUUGUAUGUCGCUAACGCUUAAAGUGAGAGAUAUAGUUAGAUCAUCUAGAAGGACUAUGCUUAG